CAGAGGUAAAGAAAGGGAGUCCGUCGCAACCUUUGCUCCCCCUUCGGGCUGUGUCUGUGCAAAGGAGGAAGGAACGGGUCUGGUGUUUGACAUCAUCCCCCAGCAGGCGAGCAGAGCAGAGCAGAGCCGAGCCGAGCCGAGCCAUGAGCAGCACUACCCCGUGCCUGCGUUGCUAUAAAGAGCUGCCAGUGUGGAUAGUCGAGGACCAUCAUGAUGUAAGCUCAGCUUCGAACUGGAACCCGUAGAAUUGAAACACUUUCGAACGUUGCCCGGGUAUUUAAAUUCCAUUUGGAAUGUUGGAAUUCCAAUCAGAAUGGUGCCUCGGGGGAAUGGAACUCAUCUCGGAACGCACCCAUUUGUUUUAGCCACUCCUCUGUCACCUCCGCAGACUCUUGUGUACCGUGAUAACACAGCCGAGGGUCACACAAAAGCACGUUGUUCGGAAAUCAUUGCACUAUCUGUAGUGCGACUUUCCGACUCUUGCAGGUGGUGCCUUACAUCUAUCGAGCAAUUGGUUCAAAGCAUUUGCCAAUUGAAAAUAUUGCCCUGGUUCACCUAGAUUCUCACCCAGACCUCCUAAUCCCAGUCGACAUGUUAGCUGACAGCGUGUUUGAUAAAGAGUUGCUCUUUGGAGACCUAAGCAUUGAGAAUUGGAUCAUGCCUGUAGUUUACGCUGGCCACUUCUCACAUGUGUUUUGGCUUCAUCCAUUCUGGGCUGAACAAAUCACUGAUGGCAAACACAGCUUUUUCGUCGGUAGAGAUUCCUCAACUAAAACAAUCAGGGUUACGAGUACAGAGAGCUACUUCCUGAGUGAUGGCCUCUACGUCUCGGAGGAGCUGCUGGAGAACAGGAAGGCAUUGAAUCUGCAGGUCAUCAAAGUAGACGCAACAGAGCACAACAGCAGAGCCUGUAGGAGGGAAACUGGAGAAUCGACUGCAAAGAAAGCAAAGCUGGACCACUCAGCUAAAAAAGACUUAUGUGACCCAGUCUGUGCCACAAGCUCCAGAGUGAAUGGUCAGAAGGUCGAAUGCAAACUUAGCAAUCAUUGCAUGCAGGCAGGACCAGCCACUGCCAGCGAGGGUGUCAUUUUGGAAACUGGUCAGCCAUGUAAGGCAACACCAACUUGUGAGACUGAACCACAUCAGCAGGAUGAAAUGAUUAACGAUCUGCUUCAUGUAUUGGAAAAAGAGAAUGCCUACAUCCUAGAUAUUGACUUGGAUUUUUUUUCAGUUAAAAAUCCGUUUAAGGAAAUGUAUACAAAGGAUGAAUAUGAAAUCCUCAAGCAGUUGUACAGUUUUACUAAGCCUGAUUGGGAAGAGACAAAUGAGGAGGCCAUAAUUGAUUGUGUGGAAGCCCGGACAAGGCAACUGGAAGAUAUGGAAGCUGCAUUUGCAGAUCUGUGUGAUGAUGACAGUGAAGAGAACGUAAAGAAGUGGGCAGCAGUCCCUGGAAUGGAAAAGCUUGGUGAGCUGGUGCUUAGCCUGAAGGACAGAAUGGGAACACCUGACUAUGAAAUGGUUCACCAAGCUGGUCUGACUUGUGAUUAUUCGGAGCUCCCACAUCACGUUAGCACAGAGAAAGAGAUUGAUAACCUCAUGUCAUCUGUGAAACAGUUACUUGAAGCUUUACCCAGGCCAACUCUGAUAACAAUAGCACGAUCCAGCCUGGAUGAUUACUGUCCUUCUGAGCAGGUGGACUCCAUACAAGAGCGGAUGUUAAAGGUACUGCGCUCCAGCUAUGGAUCUUUAGACAUUCACUUGGAGUACUGACUGUGUCGAAUUUCCCUGUACCCUGACCAGAGCCAGAUUCCUGUUAAACUGGUGGAGCAGAAUAUUAUUUAAAGAAUAAAUGCUAAUUUUAACAGCUGCUACUGAUGUAAUGCUUUUCUAACUGUUUUCUUUCAACUGUGCAAUUCAUAAUGAAAUCCAAGUGACAGACAGUUUUAGUUGUUUUGCAACCCUGAAUAAUAUGCUGGGCUUGGCGAAAGGCAUAUGUUUAUACUUUUCAUUUUAUUUAUAUUCAGGGGGGUCAAUCAGUGGCUUCCUCUGUUCUGAGCCAGUACUCCCCAGGUCAAGAUCCACUCCAUUCAUCUGAACAUAAACUCUAAUUAUGCUUGAAUUGUCUUGCACCAUCGAAUUUCACUCAACCGUUGGCAUUCUUGUCUCUGUAUUAAAGGAUUCUUGGUUCAAUCCCUACCCUAGUGCCUUGAGAAUAAAAAUCCAGGAUAAUGUUGCAGUGCAAUAUUGAAUGAGUGCUACACUGGCUGAUUAUUUCAGUGAAAUGAAAGAAUUGUGGAAAAUGUAUGUCAUGGCCAUGCGAUAUGGGUAGCUAUAGAAAGCAGCGUUUCCGACUGAGAGAAAUUGGU
Molecule: messenger RNA, 2366 nt
Organism: Pristis pectinata (smalltooth sawfish)
Lineage: Eukaryota; Metazoa; Chordata; Chondrichthyes; Rhinopristiformes; Pristidae
Gene: c5h5orf22
Product: chromosome 5 C5orf22 homolog
Exons: 9
Coding region: 592-1770 (392 amino acids)
Source: RefSeq, a predicted model, not a curated record